Molecule: messenger RNA, 1410 nt
Organism: Theileria parva strain Muguga
Lineage: Eukaryota; Apicomplexa; Aconoidasida; Piroplasmida; Theileriidae
Gene: PAK1IP1
Product: WD domain G-beta repeat protein
Exons: 8
Coding region: 153-1115 (320 amino acids)
Molecular function (GO): protein binding
Source: RefSeq, a predicted model, not a curated record
UUAACAUUAAGGAUAUUUUCACUGUAAAAUAGCAUGAUAUUUAUAAUUGUAAUAUAAUCUAUAUAAUUAUAUAUUUAUUAAUAAAACUAUUAAUAUAUCUCAUGAGUUUUAAAAUAAAUUGUGUAACGUGAUAAAUUUUUGUAAUAUAUAAAAUGCUUCUAAUUUGCGGAGGUUACGAAGGUGUUUUGAUCGGUUUAGAUUAUGAUCCCGAAAAGCUCAAAAGUUUGAAAAUUCCAGAGAAUCCUUCCUCAGAUGGCCCCUCUGAACAUGAGGAAAUUAACGGCCAGAAUAAACCUUUUACACAGCUUUUCAGGCUUCUAUGCUCCCAAGGUUCCAUAAAGUGUAUGGAUUUACAUAGUAACGUCCUAGUUUGCGGCGGCUCCGAUGAAACAGUACAAGUGUAUAAUAUUGAAAAGAGUACUAAACAUGGCGAAAUAAUGCUUCCAGAAGGUUACAUCACUUCGGUGGCCGUUUUCGGAGGAGUAAAUAAGGGCUCAGUUUUGGUAGGAAACGAAUACGGCGAAAUUUCCUUAUUUUUAACAAGGGACUUGAGCUUUCAAAAGUCAUUUAAAGGCCAUAAAAAGGAGAUUUCAGGCCUAUCGUUUCACUCCGAAGGCAAGGCCUUUAUCUCUGUCGGCCUUGACUGUUACCUAAGGCUGUGGGACCUAAACUCUAAAACCUGUAUUUUCAACACUAAACUUAACUUUACACCAUUAAGUGUCAAAUGGUCAAACGGCUCUAAAUACAUUUUAUCAUCAGAAAAUCAGGUAUUUGUGUGCAGUAGUGAAGAUGAUACAUUUCAAACCAUUAAAUCGCUUCCAAAUGAUAAAGUAAUAUGUUGUUCUUGGUAUGCAGACUCUGCUGUGGUUGUCGGAUUCAAGUCAGGACUGGUUUCUAUUCAUAAUGUUGACACUCAUGGUGAUUCUGAUAAAGGAUCAGUUUUAGCCAGUAGUAAAUUACACAAUAAGAGGGUCAAGUCUGUAGUUGCCAAGAAUGGUUACAUUUUCAGUGGAGAUUCUGAGGGAACUGUUAUAUGCUGUAAACUUAUAGAUGAAAAAUUACUUCCAAUCUGGAAACAUGAUAUUGGUUUUAGACUUAAUGUACUAGUUUCAUAAAUAUGCUACAUAAUCUAAGCCUGAAUGAUGAUAUACUAAUGACUAGUAAGCAUUGGCGAAAGUGCUCAAUCUUGCCACUAAAAGAAAUCUUUGUUCCUACACUAACCGUUUGAACAGUAAAUCUUUUAGACAAUCGCACACGCCCUUUGGCGAAAUCAAAUUUGUUCCGAGAUGGAUUCUCAUCUUUUUUUCAAAUUUGGACAAUAAUCGGCAAGAUUGUCAACUAGGAUGAUUCCUCUUUAGUAAUCUGACAGGCCAAUGUAACUAUACUACUACUAAUAUAAUAUACACUGUG